CGAGGAUGUUGGACUACAUUCGAGGGAUACUAGAGGCGUACUAAAUCUCCAGAACAUCAAAUAAUCCUUCCCUAUCAUGCCAAAAAGGUGAAGCGGGCUUUUAGCUACAGGUUUCCAAUAUGGUCGACCACUCAAUCACUUCGUCUCUGAUACGCCCUCGCCUCACUCAUCAUCGAAGAACAAGCAUCGCCUCACGCUCCCGGCCAGGCUGAACUUUUCUCAUGUUCUCACGCUUCUGUGUUUCUGCUUUCGACUCUAGACUAUUCUCAUUCUCUGGACCUGUUCACCGAACAACAUUCCAAGCUCGGCCACUAUCAUCAUCCGCCAUGGACACGAUCAUGGCCAACCGUCAGCACCUGUCCACCCUACCCUAUACCCAUUGCCACACACGGAUCGUAUCACUGGCCGAGCUCCAAAUCCCCGAGCACGCCUCCGACGAUGAGUACCGGCGCAUCUACCGCACGUACACGCAGCAGCGCUCAACCUCGAACGCCCGCCUUCUCCGGGAUGCCAUCGAAUCCAUCAAAUACGGGAUCUCUCCCCCCGUGGCCUUCCCCACGGAGACCGUCUACGGACUCGGCUCCGACGCGACCAACGAGCCCGCCAUUUCCGGCAUCUUUGCUGCAAAGGGCCGCCCCAGCGACAACCCUUUGAUCGUCCACGUCUCGUCCGUGGCCCAUCUCGAGCGUCUCACAGGCGAACCACUCCCCGAGAUCUACCGACCAGUCGCGCAGAAAUUCUGGCCGGGGCCACUGACAAUCUUACUCCCGGUACCGCCAAAUUCGGUCUUCGCAAAGAACGUGCACCCAGCCCAGUCGACGAUCGGCUUCCGCAUCCCAUCGUCCAAGUAUGCGCGGUUCUUCAUCGCCGCAAUCGACAGACCGAUUGCCGGCCCAUCUGCGAAUUCGUCAGGCAAGCCCUCGCCCACGACGGCGCAGCACGUUCUCGACGAUCUGCGUGGGAAGAUCAAUUUCAUUCUCGACGGGGGACCGUGCGAUGUCGGCGUCGAAAGCACCGUCGUCGACGGACUGCAUGACCCGCCCUUGAUACUACGACCAGGCGGCGUGUCGCAGUCCGAACUCAUUGCGCACGGUCGGGAACAUGGAAACGCCUUCGCUGAUACCGCGAUCGGGUAUAAGCGGCACGAAGUGAGUUCGGGUGCAGCUUCGCCCGCCUCGGGCUCUGGUCUGAACGUGAGUUUCAUAGAGGACGUGAAUGGUGCUCCGCGAGCGCCGGGGAUGAAAUAUCGCCACUACGCGCCGAACGGGCGGUUGAUCCUAUUCUCCCAGGAGGCUGUUUCAGCAGGCAAGGUCCAGUCGAAACUGGCGGAGAUCAUCGAAUCAGCUUCACCGGAUCUGGGAGAAGGAGUCAAAGUGGGAACCAUUUCCUGCCACUGGCCUGCGUUCGCAGGGCUACCUGUUUCGCCUGUCGAGGACAAAAGCGUGCCAUCAGCACUUGCAGAGUCCGCUUAUGAGCCUAUUGUGUCAAUUGGGUCUUAUUCCGAAGGGUCGAUAACGCUGUAUAACGUCCAGGUUGGCCCCAAGAUUGCCGACCUGGGGCAUUCGCUAUUUGGCGUGCUCAGGCUCUUCGACGAGCUUGGAUGCUCCUUCAUAUUCGCUGAGACAGUGAGGAGAAGUGAUGCUUUGGCGUCUUCGACGGCCACACCUGGGAGCCAACAGAGCCAGGUCCGAGAUCUCGAAGACGCGGUGAUUGAUAGAAUCGAGAAGGCUGCCGCCGAGAGAGUGGAUUGAAAGUUACUGCCGGGGACUGAUAGCUUCGCCACGUGCGUCGUCGACGAACGGCAGGCUCAGGCGGAAAGAUAACUGCUCGUUGGAUAGACAGACUUCAAAGAUGAUCUACACAAGGGCUCCAUCUACCAGCGAUCAAGGCUUCUUCUCCUUUA
Messenger RNA from Exophiala xenobiotica, 1903 nucleotides. RefSeq names its product Sua5/YciO/YrdC/YwlC family tRNA threonylcarbamoyl adenosine modification protein. The transcript has a single exon. Bases 222 to 1751 code for a protein of 509 amino acids. The record is from RefSeq and is a predicted model, not a curated record. Lineage: Eukaryota; Fungi; Ascomycota; Eurotiomycetes; Chaetothyriales; Herpotrichiellaceae. Gene Ontology annotation, molecular function: tRNA binding; nucleotidyltransferase activity; double-stranded RNA binding. Gene Ontology annotation, biological process: regulation of translational fidelity. Gene Ontology annotation, cellular component: cytoplasm.